UAUAGGAGAGACUGCCUGGCUGGCUGGAAGAAAAGACUAUAGGAGAGACUGCCUGGCUGGCUGGAAGAAAAGCCUAUAGGGGAGACUGCCUGGCUGGCUGGAAGAAAAGCCUAUAGGAGAGACUGCCUGUGGCUCAACAAUAGGAUUACAGUACCUAGGGCCUUGUGUGGGGGAACAGUGAGAUUUGACUUGAAGGGAUCCUCGUAGACACACUUUUCCAUAGUUGAUGUAGCUACCGGGGGUGUUUUUCUCUUCUCACUGAGUUGGUGGAGAGAGAGAUACAGACCUCUUCCACUUAACAAUUCCAGUCCUGAAGGGCUGCAGUGAUGCGCUGAAGACCCUGAUAACCAUUUGAUAACAGACCCUGAUAACCAUUUAACUGAUAGUCAACUUCUCUCCCCAGUACUGCUACCCCAGGGAACUAGACACCAGAUGACCUUCCUCGGGCUCUGGAUUUAGACUGGUGUGUGUGUGGACAUGUCAGUUUACACACGUGUGAGGGAGAAGGAAAAACAGCGGAACCAUUUGCUUAGAUGGUUAGAAAAUCAAUGGUGAGAGUCCCUGGACUAACAGGGACCCUUGCUCCACCUGUACUCUGUCUGUGUGACCAGUCAAUGUUGUCCUUGUAUUUGAAAGCUGCCUCAUCAGGCCAUAGACAGACAUGAUACUAAUACCUUGAACUGAUGCCAAUGUGUAAUAUUGCUGCUCUGAAAGUUAUUCAACUGCCAUCAAAUCUAGAAGCUUGUCUUGCAAUUGGUUACUUAUCAGUAAAGUUUGUGCAUUUUUAUUAGCUACAGUAUAUCAUUCAAUGUCAUCAUCAAAUUCAUCAUAUCAUCAGAAUCAUCUUAAUGUUUUAACCCUUAACCCGUAUGCAAAUCCCAAAUCUGUUUAUGCCACCCCCUUUAGCACCCCAGACCCACCCCCUUUAGCAUAGCACCCCAGACCGGUUUGAAGGGACGUCUGUCAGAUUGUACUAAACCAGAAGCCAGCAUCGCUUAACGGAAAGGGGCGCCCAUCGAGUUGUAGCGGCUUUUUUGCAAGACAAUCCAUCGUAGCGUUGAAGUUGAUGCAAGGAAAAAUGAACAUAUAAUAAAAUCCGUGUGGAAUACUGAAACCAAAAACCUUUAGGGGGACGCGCGCUUUUUAAGCACGUCAAUGAUCGUACCUUCCAAACCUUUCCUUUUAACGCACAAAGCUGAAAAAACUCGACACGUUGUAAAAUAAUCACUAGCGUUCAAAAUAUAGACUGUCCACCGCUGGAAAAUUAUACGGUUUUUGAAAUUGCCGUUCUAUUCUUAACCAGUUCAAUACCAAAUAUAGUCAUUGUGUUAAUAUGAAAUGUCCUUGAACGGUGCUCUGGUUUGGGGUAACGUUGCCAAAGUUUAUAAUUAAAAACGCUGAGAUAAGUAAUUUAAUCACUUGCACGUGACACAUUUUAUGUUUGAUUAUACAACCCACGAGCACUAAUUUAGAGUAUAGGGUCCCAGCUAAUUCUGUUUUCUCAAGUUUGCAAGGCUCGUGUCUCCAGAUUGUAUUACCCCUGCAGAGCACGCCGAUGUAAUAGGCUACAUCUCGGCCGUUUUGUUUGAAUGACUGACAACCGAAACCGUUUUUAAUCCUCUGGUUUUUACUACGACUUUUUUAAGCAAAUUUGCACAUACCUCGAUCUGUGUUGACCAUAGAUUUCGCCGCUUAUCUUAUAGAAAACGUUUUUAUAUAAUUGUCCAUUAUAUUUAUAACGCGAAGGAGCCAAAAAAUCUGAUUUUUCAAAAUGAUCAACAACAGUGCAGAUUCAUCCUCAGUACGGAUUUUAUUAUCCACACUUGUUUUGCUGCUCGGUUUGGCUGCGCGAUGCGUCGGGCAGGCCAUGCCGUCCAAAGAGAGCCCUCAAGCGGACCCAGCGUCAUUCAGUCUCCGGUCCCUGGUCACGGGGACCUGCGAAGAUGUCCACAGAUACGUGGAAUCCGUGGUGGGAACCAAUGUGAUCGAGUCGACUGUUGAGGUUUGGAAAAUAAACCAUAUUGAAUGUAGGCCUACUUUAUAGUCGUUAUUUUAGUAAAUCUAAUCAGCACCCAAUCCUGUUUCCUGUUAUUCUAGCAUGUUCAUUAAUCAAUUAACUAUACAUAAUUUAUCAAUUAUCUUAUUUCUAAGGGUGACUUUUGCAACCUUCAAAAGCUUUGCAUAAUUGUGGUUUUCUGUCAACUAAAAUUGUACUCCUUAAAAUCUGACUGCAUUCCUCUGCAUCACUUCCUUCACUCCAUCCCCACCCCCUUUUUCCUUCCCCGACCCCCUUCCCUGCAUCUCCCCCUCUACCCUUGCCUCACUACCUGAUAAUCUCUCCUCUGACCUAAUUUCAUGUCUGCCUAUAUCCAUGCACCCCUCCCCUGCUGCCACUACUCUGUGUGCCCGGCACCCCUACCCCAGAGUGUGCUGUUGUAUUUAGAGUCAGUGCUUGGUCAAGAGAACAUCUAUUCCAUGUUCUUUGAGAUGUUGAGCCGGUUUCUGGCUGAGGGAGCUGCCAGUGGACUGAAUAUCAUCGCUCUUUACGUCACAGAUAUCCUCAGGGUCACAGGAGUUGAUGUCCAGCUGCCGUUCCCUCACUUCACCGCAGAGGGCGUGGCCUCGGCUGGUCAGUGGGCUCUGCUGGCUCUGAUUGGCUACUGGGUGCUGUCCAUCAUCUUGCGCCUGCUGGUGGGUGUGGUGAGGAGGGUGUUCUGGAUGCUGAAGGCGGGCAUGGCGCUGUGGCUCUUUGGCCUGAUCGUCAGUGAUGCCAAGGCUGGUUCAGACACCACAGCCGUCCGGCUAGCAAGCCUGGUGCUGGGGUGUGCCCUGCUGGGGCUGGCCAGCUCUGGAUCAGAAAAGACAGUUCAAGUGGAAGACCGCAUGAGCAUCCUGGAGGGAAGGGUGAAGGUGGUGGAGAGGAGGAAGGGAGAGGAGUGAUGGAAGGA
Messenger RNA from Salvelinus namaycush (lake trout), 2948 nucleotides. RefSeq lists its product as uncharacterized. NCBI's taxonomy places the organism in Eukaryota, Metazoa, Chordata, Actinopteri, Salmoniformes, Salmonidae. The coding region runs from base 2356 to 2940 and encodes 194 amino acids. Gene Ontology annotation, biological process: cellular response to gamma radiation; intrinsic apoptotic signaling pathway in response to DNA damage by p53 class mediator. The transcript has 3 exons. The record is from RefSeq and is a predicted model, not a curated record.